UCAUGCUGCUGCCAAGUCCAGAGUCUCUCAUGGGUCCCUGUACGGCCUCCCAUUGCUGCUGUCUCCAUCGCCACACUCUGCCCAUGUGCCACUUUCCAGGUCUCCUCACACACUGCUGGGUUCCAUUUUGUCAUAGGGUGCUGGCAGAUUACGGGCCCACCCAUUGCUGCUGCCAGGCCUUAAUCUGCCAUGGGCCCCCUGUACCACCUCCUCAUGCUGCUGCCAGGUCCACAGUGUCUCAUGGGUCCCUGAACGACCGCCUCCCAUUGCUGCUGUCUCCAUCGCCACACUGCUGCCAUGUGCCACUUUCAGGUCUCCUCACACUGCUGGUGUGUUCCAUUUUUUGU
This is a messenger RNA of Staurois parvus, 347 nucleotides long. NCBI's taxonomy places the organism in Eukaryota, Metazoa, Chordata, Amphibia, Anura, Ranidae. The record is from the annotation of a GenBank genome assembly.